This is a messenger RNA of Cooperia oncophora, 528 nucleotides long. Lineage: Eukaryota; Metazoa; Nematoda; Chromadorea; Rhabditida; Trichostrongylidae. The record is from the annotation of a GenBank genome assembly.
AUGCGGCUGCUCAUUCUUGCUCUCGCAGGCUUCGUCGCCUACGCCACUGCCAUGUCUCCAGAAGACGUGAAGAAGAAUGCCUUGGCUGCAUUGGAGAUUGUCCCGCUGGGAACAACCCCCGAGAAGGUUCAGAACGGCAAGGACUUCUAUAAAUAUUUCUUUACCAACCACCAGGAAAAUCGCAAAUACUUCAAAGGUGCUGAAAGCUUCACCGCCGACGACGUUCAGAAGAGCGAUAGAUUCACGAAACUUGGCACUGGUCUACUGAUGUCCGUGCACAUUCUUGCCAACACCUACGACAAUGAGAUGGUCUUCCGCGCCUUCGUUCGUGACCUCAUGGACCGACACAAGGACCGAGGAGUUGACCCCAAACUGUGGAAGGGAUUCUGGGGAAUCUACGAGGCCUUCCUGGAGAGCAAGGGAAAGGCGCUGUCUGCUGACCAGAAGGCUGCCAUCGAUGCUAUUGGCACAAGAUUCAACGAAGAAGCUCAGAAGCAACUCGCUGUCCUCGGACUGCCUCACACGUAA